ACGGGCGGGUUACCCAUCCAAGUAUUGUCCAGGCUCAACCCUGCUUUAGCAUCCGAGAUUGGGCACAUCCCGGGUGCGUUGGUCAUAGGCGACAGCUGAUUUGCUGGGAGCCACGCGUGACCAUGAGCAUUGCGUCUCCGCAGUUGGAUGACCUGAAUCGUUCUGCCUCUCAAGUCGGAAAGCCACCAGAAACAGAACCUGUUCCCUGACGUGCACCCGUCCCUGCUGCUCUUCCUGCACCGGCUGCGGGUCAUCACCAUAGUCAACAAGGUCGAUGGCAGCGUGCAAUUCAUGCAGCAGAGGGAGCUCGGGGACGGCGUGGUGGAGAUCGAGCACUCGACGAGUUGCGGCAGAUGGCUGCUCAUCAAAUAAACGCUCAACGCCGCCAAGAUGAAGGAGAACGUGGAAGCCACGGAGCUGGCGUUGGCGUUCCCUCUGGAGCAGGCGGAACCGGGCGAGCGCUCGGGGGGAUUGCCUUCACUCCUGGACAAGCAGCCCGUGUUCGCCUUCCUGCCGCUCCGCAGCUACGGUUUCCGCUUCAUCAUUCAGGGUGAUUUUGAAGUGUCGUCGUCACGCGAGGACGUGGACCGAGACAGCGCGUGGAACCAGUGGCUGCGCUCCGAGAUCCCGGGGCUCUUCCUGCUGGCCCUGCACACGUUUACCCACCACUCAAGCCUGGACAUACUGGAGGGCCUGUCUCAGCUGCUGCGCUUUGUGCCGCUUCCCGACGAGAUCCUCGAUUUCUUCCGUCCCGUUGUGAAGCAGAUCAUCCAGCAGCUCAAGGCUACUCCCUGCCUGCCCAUCCAGGGGCCGUCUGGCGAGCCGCUGGAGUUCCGCCCACCGUCGGAGACGACGGUGGCACGGGACGAGCUGGUGCGCGAGGUCGUGUCACCCGCGCUGCUGGCGCAGCACCUGGGCCUGGCGUACCUUCACCCGGCGGUGGCGCGCGGCGCCCUGAGCCCCGCGCUCGCGCGCGAGUUGGGCGUGCACGCGCUCAGCGCGGACGACGUGCUCGCCGUGGCGCGCGCCAUCCUGCGGGAAGCGGACGCUGCCAGGAAGGCCCUCCCGCUGGACGAGGUGGCGCGCCUGCUGGUCUGCGUAUACCGCUGCCUGGAGCAGCAAGCGGACGGCGAGGAGGAGACCCACGCUGCACUGCGCUCCCUUCCCAUCAUCCCCCUGGCCGAUGGGCGCAUGGUGGCGUUGGCCGACCAGGAGGUGUUCUUCCCUCCUGGGUGGCAGGAGGGUGCAGCUGCCAACCAUAACAAAGUCCAGAUGCACGGCGUAGAGCUGCUGAAGGUGGACCUGUGCGUGCUGCACCCAGACCUACUGUGCUGCGUCGACGCGCUGUGCUCCUCGCAGCUCGUGCGUCUUCUCGAGCGACUGCACGUGCGGCGUGUCACGCCCGCCCAGGUCAUCGCUCGCCAUGUCAAGCCAAUCCUGGAAAGCGGUGCCUGGAAGGACAGGCCAAAUGAUGUAGUGAUCAGCUACCUGGCGUACGUGAAGGCGCAGUGCGAGCACGACGCGUCCGUCUGCAACCUGUCCGAGCUGCGUGCGACGCUGCCGGUGCUCACCUCGACCGGCGCCUUUGUGCUGCCGGUGGACACCAGCGUGUACUUCUCCACGCUCUAUGGGAACAAAUGGGACCUGCCCACCAACUUGCCAGGUGCCGACUGGCUGCUGGUGCACCCCGUGUACAUACAGGGACAGUCGGACGUGAACAGCUGGAGAGACUUCCUGGGAAGGCUGGGUGUGUGCGACCUUCCGAUCGUGCGCAAGGAGCGGAGGUCGUAUAGCCAGCAGGAUCUGGACGCGUCACCGUGGGCCGGCGUGACGGCGACGCUGCCCCCCGUGGCGGACGGACGCUACACCGUGGAGGACUGGGUCUGUGCCGAGCUGCACGCGCUGCUCACCGUCUCCCAGCUCGGAGACGCGCGCACCGACACGCAGCGCCGGCUGCUCCUCUGCCUGCUCGAUGGCGAGUGGGACAAGGGCUCGCGCUACUCGCAGUACAAGACGGCACGCGUGCUCGACUCGGUCGGGCGGCCACUCAAGGAGGUGGACUCGUCCUUCCUCAUCUACCUGACGACGCUGCCGUGGCUGCCGGCUGAGGCGGCCGGGCCGUCCAGCUCCACGUCGCCCCCGUUCGGCCGGGCCCGCGACCUCUACCUGCGCGCCAACAACCUGCGGCGUCUGCUCGGGCGCCACGCCGCGUACGUCGCCGUGGAGAUGUCGGCGAACAGCACGCUGGCCGGCGACCUCGGCGUCCGCAUGUUGCUGAAUGCGCAGGAGUUGGUGAAGCACCUGAAGCGCUGGUGCAGUGGGGGUGCGGUUGAGGAGGAGGGGGUCUCCACGGAGAGCGGAGUGCCCUUCUGCACCUCGCCGGAGCACAUCCACGCCGUGUACGAGUACCUGCAGGCGGAGUGCUCCAACCAGCAGCUGCAGGACUUGUUCCGGCACUACCCCGCCGUGUUUGUGCCCGACGCGACUCGGAGGCAGCAUUCAGACUCUGGGGAGAGCAGGGGGGGCAACGUCGGGGACAGCGCCGUGCAGGGCUGCUUCCGCUACCUGCACGAGGUGUGCUGGGCCGACCCCACCCGGCUGUUUCUGCGCUACGCGUCACUGCAGCACGAGGCGCCGCCGCAGCUCCAGCUCUUUUACGGCCGCUCGACCAACAUGGCCGAUUUGUUCCAGCAGACCCUGAAGGUGUCUGCGACGCCCAAGAUGAAGCAGUACGCCGACCUGCUGUGCCUCGUGUGCGAGGGCUGCACUCUGCCAAACGCCGAAGUUUUGCAAGACGUCUCCUUGCUCUACGCCACGCUAGCCGAGAAAUGCGUGCUCUCUCCUCGGACAAUGGAAGUCAACCCAGACUACUGCAACAACCUCAAAGCCACGCUCUCCAAGGAGCGCAUCUUCCCCACCAAGCGCAACUGCUGGGUGUCGCUGGAGAGCCGGCCCCUCAUUGCCGAUGACCGCAACCUGGAGGCCCUCUUCCGGGACGAGGAGAAGGUUUGCUUCCUCAGCCUUCCCGAUGUCGGUGCCAGUCAGAGGAACAAACAACCCGACAGGUGGCACAUGCGGAUAGUCGAGGUGAACCCUGACAUGAGGGACCUCUUCCUGCGGAUCUGCGACGUGGGCCAGCUCUCCGGCUGCGUGAGGACGCGCCUCGAGACCGAGAAUUACCGCCCGUGCGCACCACUGCGGCUGCUGGUGGGGCGCCUCGUGCCGCACAUCCAGGCUUUCCUGAUGUCGCGUGGCGAUGCCUUCCGCCACGUGUACGACGAGCUGACGCUGCAGCGCAACAUCGCCGCCACGCUCAAGACGAUGAACUUCAGCCAGGUGGGAAAGCUGUACGUGCUGCACACUCUCACGCUCCCGGGCGGCCCUGACGGCUCGGACGGCUCGCUGCUCGUGCGGACGGUGGAGGCGUCGUGCCGCCUACAGGACACCGGCGACCUCUGCAUCCAGAAGGACCACGUGCAGGACAACGCCGUGCGCGAGCUCGUCGACAUUUUCAAGGAGUUGGCUCGGUUGUUCAGCUGCGAGGACAAGGAUUGUCAGCGAGAGCUCGAGAACUUCCUCCACAAACUCUCGACCACCAUGCACAACCAGUCCCCCAACAACCUAAGCAGGUUUCUGGCCGGCGAAGGCGUUGAAGAUUUGCCCGAGGACGAGCCCAGGUGGCAGGUACCAAAACCGGCCGUGGAGGAGAAUCCACCAGCGCCCAAGCGCCAGGAGCCUAAACCCAGAGAGGUGGUCGCAGCGCCCAAGGAGGAGACGGACGAGGGCCCCAGCUUGACCUGUUGGCCACCCUGCGCCAGCAUGGCCCUCAACACCAACUCGACGCCAACGUGCGCUCGCAAGACACUGAUGGAGAACAUCGAAAAAAUGUUCCCUUCGCCACAACCGGAGCAGACGCCGCAGCAGCACACGGAGCGCCACCUCACGCCGCAGGGCGGGGAGCCUGGGGGUGCCUUGCAACAGCUGCCCGGCUCCGCACCGCAGGGCUCCAACCCGGCACACGGACAGAGGUCGGGGAGCGGCCCCUCGAGCGAGGAGGGAGACGUUCACCCGCGCGGGCCCUCUGCUGCCGCCGAUGGCCAGGCACAGCAGAUGCGACCCGUGUCGUUGAGCACAGACGGCCACUCCAGUGACGAGCCCAAGGACCCAGAGGGGUCGCAUUCCACGAGCCGGGGGGCCACUCGGUCCCCGUCCGCUCUCGCCGACUCGGAAGCCGGGGCCCAGCGGCGCCCUGCAGGCUCCGCGGGCCCUCCCCAGCACCCGCCGGAGCGCGUGGACGGCGCUCCGUCUGGCUCCACAGACGGCGGUUCCUGGAGCCGCUUCGACCCCGAGCGCCGUCCGCCGCCGCUGCCGCUCGGCGUCCCCGUGUGGGAGCACGGCCACUGGCCGCUGGACAGCGGUGCCGGCGAGGAGCUGGCGCUCUCCUCCGAGAUGCUUCCCGACCAGCUGGUGCUGCCGCCGGAGCACGCCGGCGAGAGCGCUCAGGCCGUAGGACGCUGGGGGGAGCAGCUGGUGCACGCCUUUCUGCUGGCCUGGAAGGACGACCAGAACGCCUGCCCUCGGCCCACAGCCGUGGAGUGGACGAGCGAGCACGGGCAGAGCGACCUGCCGUACGACUUCGUCGUGCACAUGAGCGGCGGUGAGAAGGAGGGGCUCCUCGACGAGCACCGCGCCAACGGUGUCACCGCCAACGCGGAAGACGUCGUCUGCAAAGAUGUCGCCAGCAGCAGAGAGAGAACGAUCUACGUGGAGGUGAAGAGCUCUCUGCUGGCGGAGAAGAUGCUGUGGGAGAUUUCGCCGAAGGAGAUGGACCUGGCGCUGCGCCUGGCCGAGCGCUUCCACCUGUACCGGGUGUGCAACGCCGGCGACUCGGCAGCCGUGCGCCUGCACCGCGUCACCAACCUGGCGCAGCGCCUGCACCGCAAGCAGCUCAAGCUCUUCCUCUUCGUGUGACGUUGGCGCACGGCGCCUCUCCACUUUUAUGUUGUGCGCUGUCUGUGUGUGUAUGUGUGUACGUGCAUGUGUGUCUGGCGUGUUUUCAGGUCGUCACCGCGUGCUGUUUCGGCACGACAUCCCGACGUUUCGCUCCCACGUGCCUGGGGAGCUUCGCCACAGGAGCUUGAGUGUCGCUCCGAGUUCCCAAACACGUGCAGCGAAAUGUCGGAGGUCGUGCCGAACAACGUGCGGCGCAGCCCACAAACACGUUGGAGAGCAGCGCAGCAUAACCGCACAAACUUAUACAUUCAUAGGUGUGUGUAGGUGCUUGCUCACAGUAUACUGCCCCAACAGUCUGUACGGCCGUAUGCGGACACUUUGGCUGUUUUGUGCAGCGCUGGCCACUGCUGCUUUAUGAUCACAGAUGUCCAUCCAUAUAAUUCCAUCUUAGCCGAUGAUGCAGGCUGACAGACGGUUCGGACAGUCAACUUAAAAAAAAAUCUUAUCUUUGUUGGGAAGGCCCACACUACCACGCGCUGUAUUUAAUGUGUUUAAAUUCAACGUGUGGAAGUGCUUUAAAUUUUUUGUACGACCAAUUUUAGAAUUUUAUAUUUUUUGUGGAAGACCAAAUAUUACUACAUUUUGGAAUCGACAACUGGCAGUAACAGUAAAAAAACAUUCUAAAGGGGCAUUUCUUGUUACUUUUUGAAGUUUGUAAUCUUUUUACCAUGUUCAGGUAAAACAACCCAAUAUAUUACACUUUUAAUACAAUUGUUGCGUUGUUAAAUUUUUACACGAACAUUUGAAUGGCCAAUUAAUACUGUAUUUUAAACAAUGUUAAAAUGUUAUGAUAGAUGCUUUGUAUGGGGCAGUCUUGCUUGCCAGGUAGUAGCAUCGGUGAGUUUCUAGGAGCAGGACAGAAUGUUACAUUCCAAGCCCCUAUCUCAAGCUGAGCCGUUAGAGGUCAGUUAAAAAAAAUUCAAUUUUUACAAAGCGCAGAUUAAAACUUUUAGGGAUAGGCUCUUUUUAAAAAAAGCGGGAAUAAACUUUUCCCAUUACCAGUUGGCUCUUCUGGAAAUUAUCCAGUUCACUCCAUUGUUCAACUCUUUUUAAAAAGUUUUACGUUUUGCGACCUUUUAAAGUGAUAUUUCCAAGAGUAAAAUAGAAAUAUUACAGUGUACAUUCCCCCUUACUAAUUCCCACUGACAAAAUCCGUUACCUUUUUUCCCCAUUUUGGUGAAAAUUUUCAGUUUCUAUACCAACCAAUUUGUAAAGCAUUUAACUGUGCUAACUGAAAUUGACGUAGCCGUCCAGAGGCACACUGAAUGUUUCUAUGGCCCCUGCACGUUACAAACCACUGUUUUGCGAUGUACUUGAAUGUUAGUCUUUUGGCAGGUAAAGUGUAGGUACGCCCGCCUCUUCAAAGUCACCUGGCCAGCGUGAAAGAGCAGGCCCAGGUAUCUUGUAGAGCUCCGACUCGUGGAGGCCCUUCUGCCGGAACACCAAUUUCAGAACUGCAACUUUGCCUUUUACCUUUUUUCACUCUGGUAGCAAAAACUGAUUCCUCUCUCAGAAAUGUACAUUGGGCACACCACUCCUGCAGGAGGGCAUGCAGCUCUGUCCAGGACAAUGUGGUAGAGAUAAGAAUGGAGUUCUUGAACUCAAGAACGGAGAUAUUUAGUUGAUGGAUGCUGGUGAAUGCACUGGGAAGGUACAACACAUUCCUACAGCUGUGUGUGCUUGCUCUUGGUAACAGGACCCCCGUCGAUCGGUAUCAAGGCUGUUGUAUAUUACAGUUUGAAGAAGAGUAAGAUGCGGUUGAUUAAGACUUUUGGGCUUAGUAUCCAGAUUGCGUUGUUGGCAUCGUGACAUCACAAAAUCCCCUUUCAGAGGAUGGUAAUAGUGAGCAGUGCACAAUGUGGUGGUGUCAGGGAGGCCCCUUCAUCAGCGCUAGGUGAUGGACCUUGAUGCCUCGUAAAGAGUGUCAUGUGACAUCGGCUAAAUAAUGAAGACUUCAGAGAUUACUAUAACUAAUAUGGGAGGUGGAAACCAAGUUUAAUUGAGCGUUUUUUUGCACGGGUUUUUGUUGAUUAGGCUGAAACCAUGGACUUGGCAGUUUGACAAGAUCAUUCAAUGGGUGACUGUCCACAUUUCAACCCAGGAAAGCAGUGGUCCUGGAUUAUUGCUCUGAAAUGUACAUUUGCCUGAUCUGUUCUAUUCUAAACAAUGUUUUGUUUAUGUAUAGCGAAACACAAGACUGAUCGUUAAAUGCUGUACUUCGAGGGCUACACAUUUAAUCUGCUAAAUGGUGGUAUGCUUAAUUGUACAUGAUAAACAUUGAUUAAUAUAUAUGCUUGUGUAACAAAGGUAAUACAUUUUCAGCAUUUUUUUUACAACUUUUGUAAUCUUCAAAAAAAAUGCAUAUACCAAGUACAAGUUUGUUGAGUGGCAUUGUUAUGUUUUAGUUGUGAAAAACGUUACUUGUUUUACCCUGUUAUCGUUUCAUAUGGCAUCGUAACAAUGUAAUGGAUUAGUUUAAAACAGUUUAAACAUGGAUCCACAUCAGUUUUUUUUCUCAGAAUUUGACAUUACAAUAUUUUAACAUUUGACACUUUUUCAGAUUUUGUUUCUCUCACGUGCUUUACUAAUGUAUGUGUGUACAAUAUAGAAAAUAUUAAAUUGGGAUGCAGUAUUUUAAAAGGACGUUUAAACGAACCGUUUAAAAAAAAUUACCAAGUGACUGCUGCAAAAAGGGAUAGCUGAAGAAUUGCUGAUACCGCUGGGGAGAAAGUCGUUAAAUGUUUACGCGUCAACAACGCAGGUAAACCUUUGCUGUGUUUGUUGUUGUUGCACCGAUGGGAAACUGUUUAAUAAUAAUUCCAUUUUAGACAGUGUUACGAUGGGUUUCCUUUGUCGGGCAGGUUUCAGGGCAGGUGCAAAUCUUCAAGGAAGGAUUUAUGAUCGCUACAGGAUCUUAACAUGUUCUUAAGGAUCAUUUGUGUAACUAAAAAAAAAACCUUUUGGGUGAAAUUUCACUGAGUUUUCAAAAAACAAUGACAUUCCUCUGAAUUGUGCGAAUAAACAUUGUUUCAAUGUUUC
Molecule: messenger RNA, 8052 nt
Organism: Petromyzon marinus (sea lamprey)
Lineage: Eukaryota; Metazoa; Chordata; Hyperoartia; Petromyzontiformes; Petromyzontidae
Source: RefSeq, a predicted model, not a curated record